AUCUGUCAAAACGGUCGCCCUACGAAACCUGCUCCUCAACAAAAUAUCAAAUAUAGUGAGAAAGAUCGCGAAACAAGCCUUUUUCCCGUGUGGGUGCGUGCGUGCGUCCGUCCGUCCGAAAAAUUUCGGGAUUCUGGUUGGCCUUCUUCACAACCCCCACAAAGGAAGGGCGUUGGAAUUCGCUUAGUGUAGUGUCGCGAUAUCGUCGAGCAUUGUGCUUUCCAGCGUGAAUCGUCGUGCGGCUGCGAGUGCGUGUGUACGGUCUCCCGUUCGUGCGUGUGUGUGUGUGCACCGUGUGUGCGUGUGUGUGUGUGUGGCGGGGGUGUGAAGAAAGGGUGUGGAAAGGGGGAGGGGGAAGGUCGGAGUGCAGUGUGUGGCCAAUAGUUUCUGUGGGGUUUGGUGGUGUUGUAAUCGCAAGUUCUAUGUUCUGGUGCGUGAUUCCGUCGGUUUUGCAUAGCUUUCUGCGCUAAACCCGCGUUGUAAAUAAGUGGUAUCUACGAUCCUCCCCAGCAUCGAUGGCGGCAUUAUCUUCACGAAGAUGGUUUCAUCGAUCCGUGUCCGGUGUGGAGGCAGAAACAAUGCUUUUGGAGCGUGGCUUCGAUGGUUCAUUUCUCGCCCGACAUUCCUCCUCCAGCCCGGGUGCAUUCACACUGUCCGUUCGGCGUGGUCAAGAGGUGACCCACAUCAAAAUCCAGAACAAUGGUGAUUUUUUCGAUCUCUACGGUGGUGAAAAAUUUGCCACCCUAUCCGAGCUUGUGCAGUAUUACAUGGAAAAUGGUGAUCAGUUAAAGGAGAAAAAUGGACAAAUCAUCGAACUGAAACAACCAUUGAUCUGUGCCGAACCUACUACCGAACGAUACUUUACGCCGUAGGAGCUUAUUCGUCACUGCUUAGGAUGAAUUCUCUGGCUGCUAAUGCGUUGUAGUUCUCGACUAAUGUGACCGGAUGGAAAGACGAUCUCUAAGCUAUAGAAAUAGAUAGUUCUUUAUGGUAUUCGCGUGACUACACUGCAGCUUUAGACUGUAGAUCAUACUAAAAACACAAAUCAUAGGCAUGGGAGACUAAGCGUAAAAGCCUGGACGAUGUUAUGUCCUUCGACGAGUUGCUAUCUAAUAUUUCUCGCAGAUUUUAUAAUAAUCCAUUUGGAUUGUUUAGUGAUACGAUAACAAUAAUUUAGACAGAUUAAAAAUGCAAUUUAAAGCCUUAUACUUCCCAACAGUUACAAUCGCCCGUAGUAUUUAUUAAAAUCUAGCAAUUGUUCGGAUAUUCGUUACACACAGAUAGAAUUCGAUACACACAGAUAAAUUUGGUCCCUCCAUACGAACACGCAUUGUAAGAAUGAUAGAAUGAACUAUAAAAAAUAAGAGCAACAGCAACAGAUCAACUUAGAAGCAUUUGAUCAAAUUAGACGCUUUAACGAAAAUCUUUGUGAAGUUAAAUUUCAAGGAUAUAGAAUUAGUAUUCAACUAUCUAGGAUGUAAAUCUCCCUGUACUGCCAUUUGUGAAAUGUCAAUAACAACAAGUGAAUUUUAUUAAAAUGAUUACCAAUUUAUUAUAAUUUUUUUGCUGUUACAUCUUAGGGUUCCAAGUCGUUUGUAAAUUGAUUUGAACUGACAUGGGGUCCCUACAAUCGAAGUACAAUCUUAAGAUGGAUUUUUGAAUUGUAGGCAACAGAUGAGAUUUAGGUUUUGAUAUAUUCCUAGAACAGAGCUACAAAUAUUACUGAUUCUUAAACGAAACCAUAAAUUCUGCUUUGUGUCAAUACAUUCUCAAUUGGUCUUACAUCACAAAAAAGAUUGGAACUAUGGAAUUGAAAUGUUUCGAAUGUCAAUAUCUGGAAAUGCUUAAAUAAUUCGCAUGUUGGUACUUACAAUACGAAAAACAUUUAUGGAGAAUGUAAUAUUUGAAGUCGUUUAGUGGUUCAGAUUGUGUUAAAGACCGUAUUUGGUUUUUCAUAAAUUCAUAACAAAUACAUACGAGUUUAUUUUGAACAAUUUCACAUAAUAUGCUUGUAAUUUGAUCCCGUGCAUUGUAACAUUAAAGUUAAACGAACAUACCCUUUUAAAAAUACGGAUUGAGGUCAAUGAAAUAUCAUGCCGUAUGCGUAUGUAAAUGCGAAAGACAACCGAUGGACCUAGGGGGUGUACCUUAUGUCGCUGAUAAAAAAAUAUAUAUUUUAUUUGUUUGUGUAUUUAGAAGGUCAGUAGGAGAUUGUGUCAAAUCAAGGAAAUGGCCAACCAUUGCCACCGGCAAGGUUGGAUUACUCACCGUCAUGCCAGGCUCGCAUGAUUAUGGUACCAUUGUGUCUAUUACGAUACUAGACCGCCUGUCGCCAAACAGUUUUCGGUAAGAUUCGCUUUAAAGCAUCGACAUUGAACUUUACGUGAUGCUGAAAAUAUUGCAGCUGAAUUGGUUUAGACCGGUUUGUUUCGGAUGAUCAUGAUUUACAUAUAUUUUGAUGCAACCCUGACAGAACCAGUUUAUGCUUGGGAUGAGUUUUAUUUCGGGUAAGAGGUGAACUCAAUACUAGACAAAUGCGCAAAGCUUCGAUGAUUCAGCAGUUGUGUAAUCAUUGGUUUGUGGUUCAUUUAGGGUAUCGAUUUUGCAAGUUUUCCUUGCAACUGUUUAUCAGAUGUAUUCUUAUUAAUAUGAUCGUUGCGAUUAAAGUGCAAGUUA
Anopheles funestus (African malaria mosquito) is the source of this 2676-nucleotide messenger RNA. Its product is annotated as tyrosine-protein phosphatase corkscrew-like. Lineage: Eukaryota; Metazoa; Arthropoda; Insecta; Diptera; Culicidae. The transcript is spliced from 4 exons. The record is from RefSeq and is a predicted model, not a curated record. The coding region runs from base 516 to 872 and encodes 118 amino acids.